AUGGCAUCAACAUCAGUGGUUUUCGAACCAGCAAUUCCAGCUCCCACCACGUUGAGGAUCAUAGAGAUCAAUAGUAGAGGAAGUAUAUCCUCCCGUACCUCUGCUCUGGCUGGGCCCUGGAGAAAUCCGGACACGCGCAUGGUGCCAUACCCGGCUCCUGCUACCAUACGCAGUCUCGCUUCCAGAAUUGGAAUAAAGCCUACUUUUCAGGCACUCCAGAUCAUGGAAAGCAUUACCACAAGCAGCUUACAGAUUCCCUCGGAUGUCUCCUUUGCAGAGAGGUUGAAGACUCCGCCCGUCAACUCUGAAACCAUUGAUGAUCACAUGGUUGUUAAUGGUAAGAUUACAUCUUUGGAGAUCGAAAAGCUUAAUAAUGAGCUAUUUGGACCGGAAUCAAAGCAAUGGGGUGAUAUCCCAAACUUUGAUGAUCAGAGAGAACGGUCUCCUGAUGUUCCUAUUGAGGAACGUGUGGAUUAUGAAGAGGACAAUGAAGAUCUCUACGAUGGUUACUAUGAUGACCAUUUUAUUGAUAGGCAAAUUCCCACAGAGACUACCCCAUCUAGAGAUGACAACGACUUAACAGUCGACCGGCCAGAGGAGGAAGAGUUCCCUAUUGCAAAGAAAAAGGAACUGAAAAACCCAAAAAGAUGA
Molecule: messenger RNA, 651 nt
Organism: Psilocybe cubensis
Lineage: Eukaryota; Fungi; Basidiomycota; Agaricomycetes; Agaricales; Agrocybaceae
Exons: 3
Coding region: 1-651 (216 amino acids)
Source: RefSeq, a predicted model, not a curated record